Coprinopsis cinerea okayama7#130 is the source of this 3009-nucleotide messenger RNA. RefSeq lists its product as hypothetical. The record is from RefSeq and is a predicted model, not a curated record. Lineage: Eukaryota; Fungi; Basidiomycota; Agaricomycetes; Agaricales; Psathyrellaceae. The transcript is spliced from 3 exons. The coding region runs from base 1 to 3009 and encodes 1002 amino acids.
AUGACCACCGCUUUGCCGGUUCUCAGAAACGAUGCUGGACCCAGCGUUCAUCCAAAUAUCUACCCACGAAACCUCUUAACCGAAUUCGACCUCAAAGACAACCGCUAUCCCUCCCUCACGCCCAAAUCCAGGGGAAACCUCGGUCACAACCCUGCGUCGUUAUCCGCCGAUUUGGCUACAAUGGAGAGACGAUCCAACCACGACGCACAACUAGCCAGGAGGAGCUUCGAUCCCCAGGGUGUACAAGGCAGCCCGCCACGCAAUGCGGAACGACCGCCCUCCCAAGGUCGCGAGGGCACGGCCUCACGGAGAGGCGCCCAGACUCCUGAAACCGCUAAAUCUCAGUCUCAACAACCUCAAGAUUCGUCAAGGUCCUCGCUUUCGUACGCGCUUCCAGAGAACGUGCCACGUCGAGUCGUAGAGCGCUAUAGUUUGGACGGGAACGCCCCUCCUGCUGCCAACGACAAAUCUCAAACACCAACCGAGACGGGUCGGCAGAACGGCCGCGAGUUCUCCGUGGACACGCCAACUCGCUCGAAUACACCUCAACCAGCGAAGCCCAUAGUCAACGCUGAGAUUCCGGCAACCUUAUUUGCCAGCACGCCCAGACACCCUGAUGUAGCCUUGGCUUCUUCUGCUUCUGCAACGACCAAUGGCAACCAGUUUCCACCCAUCAUGCCCCUGUCAGCUUCACCCAACUAUGUGCCUCCAGUAGCAUCAAGAAAUCGAACUUAUCCUCAACAACCUACCUAUAUUAACCCCUCCAACCCACCGAAUCCUGUGGAUGCUGUGUACACACCCAUGCCUCCUCCACAAGAGGAAGUAUGUGUCGAGUGUGCCAUGCGGGACCAAGACAUGGCCGAUGUUGAUGUCACCUCGCCGGGCGUUUGGGACAGGACAAGCGAUGUCCUAUUCGAGGAACUCAAGCAGCGAGAGGAGGAGGAGCGAGCCAAGGGUAUCGUCAACCCCGAUCCCAACCGACCACGAGCAGUAGGGGGGAAACUCACCGAGCAAAACCUCAAGAUCUGGUUAAGCAUUAACCCAAGGGAACCCGCCUCACGACAACAGACCCUCAACACCUAUGUCAAAUCCCAGCGUGCCUUGCUUGAAGCCGAAGCUUUGGCACAUGCCCAGGCAAUGCAAGAGGCCAAGCGGUUGGACAGCAAGAUGCGGGAUGCUUACUCCCAAUUGAGGAGAUCCGCCUACGACCUCGGCAACACUCCAGCACCCACAGACGAUAGCGGCGGCGUUCGUAUCAAGCCACCCCAUUCUCCGACUGGUCAGAAUUACACGCAAAGCCACCUCAGGUCCCAGUCUCGCGAGGUGACGUUACUCGAAAACGGCAUGAUUGUCGAGCAUGUCGACGUCCGCAGAGAGGAAAAGGAAGCCAAGGAACGACGCCGCAAAGAAGAGAAGCGGGCUCGAAAAUCAUCUCGAAGUUCAGUUAUGGACGCGACUUCCGUCAUCUCAGGGCAAAGCAUCGGCCCAUACCCCGACUCCAGUCUCAAGCCCCAUUCAGGUUACUCGCACUCGACUUCAGGACGUCCCAAUAGUGUCUUCACCGGUUCUAAUGAUCGUCCAGACCUUCCUCGAGCUUAUUCACAAGCCUCGUUCUCUGACGUUCAUAGCUUGAAUUCCUCAUCUCCCAAGAGGAAGUUCUUCGGUGUGCGUAAUCUCAGUACGGGUUGGCGAAGUCAGGAUAGCCUUGCUCCGAGUUUUGCACCCUCAGGGAUGUCUGGAAGCAUGGUCGAUAUGCACGUUGCAUUGCAGCGAGAAGAUCGGCGCAAGACCCUUCUUUCUCCCAAUGAUGCCAAUACUUCUCGAAGAAGUACGCUCUGGCACUCAGAUCUUCCUGCGGAUAUCUCAGCGACGGCUGCGGAGGAAAAGGCGAAGAAGAAGAAGAGCGGGUUGAUAAAAUGGUGGAGGAUGGUGACGGGACACAACAAGCCAGAUACCCUCCAAGUCCGCGACUCGUCACUGGAAAAGGAUGACGAUCUUCCACUCGCGCCGCCACCACCGCUGUCUUAUCUCGUGGGCCGCAGCUCUCCCGAUCACAUCAGUCCUCGACACGCCAAUUCAAUUCCUCCACCCCUCGGUUCCCCCAUGUUUGGCCAAUCAGGAUCGAGUGUAUCUCCACCGACUGCCCCGUCUAGUGCACUCCCUUCUCCCACUUCCACCCGGCCAUUGAAUGGGGACCCUGAUGUGACCUUGGCUGGCGAUGACAGUGGCAGCAACAAGAACAAGUCCAAUGAGUGGCGCCUCCACCCGGUCUCGUCGGAACCCAACCUUCGACAAAGCGCUGUCAAUCAGGAACCCAUCCCCCCUGUGCCUAGCCUCCCUAACGGAGGGAAUCAACGGGUAUCAAUGGCGAUCUCGAGAGAGAAAUCCCUUCCUCCCAUCCCGACUGAUGAGGCACCCGCCUUUGCCACCCCCGCUGACAGGCCCCGCACGGUUUAUACCUAUGACCCUCGACCUUUACCACCCGGAACUCGACCGCCUCACGAUUUCCUCCCUCCCUCCGCUCCUUUCCAGAGCGAUUCACGAAGGCAAUCCUUCAGUGGCGUGACGUCUAAGCCCAAUCUACUCAUUCAGACCAUGCCAGUUACCCAAUUUGAUCCUCGACAAUCACGAUACGACGAAUUUGGCGACUCGCGGAAGAGUCUCGCCCGAUUGGACUGGGACUCGGAUGAUACCCAGGGGCGUCGCGCCCUGUCACCUCUCCCCAACUCCACCACCAAACGAAAGAGCAAGUUUGGCUUCUCUUCUUUGUUGGGUGGGAAGAAAUCCAAGGAGCAAGAGGGCUAUUCUGACUAUGCUGCGCAACCGUUCCCCACGCUGGGUGGUGGACGUUACGACGACGGCAGCGCUCCUGGAAGCUUUGAGAAUCAACGAACGAACAGGACGUCCAUUCUAUCACGGAAACCCUUGAAUGAGCUCGUCUCCCAGGACCCCGAAUUUGUGGCAUACCGAUAUCCAUCCACGGAGCAGCGUCUUGAUCUUCUCAGAUGA